Theobroma umbraticum is the source of this 1935-nucleotide messenger RNA. Its product is annotated as phospho-2-dehydro-3-deoxyheptonate aldolase 1, chloroplastic-like. Lineage: Eukaryota; Viridiplantae; Streptophyta; Magnoliopsida; Malvales; Malvaceae. The record is from RefSeq and is a predicted model, not a curated record. Gene Ontology annotation, molecular function: 3-deoxy-7-phosphoheptulonate synthase activity. Gene Ontology annotation, biological process: aromatic amino acid biosynthetic process.
CUCUCUCUCUCCCCAGGUACCUAGCUCUUCAGACCCAAAAAAAAAAAAAAAGGAAAAAAAAGGGAAAAGGGGAAGCCAAGCGAGAUUCAGAGUAUUCACCGAAAAUGGCUCUCACCAACUCCUCCAUUCUUCCAACCAAAUCCCUGCUUCAAUCUCAACCAUCGACGCCUUUCUCUAAAACCAAGCCAUUCUCUGUUGUUCGAAUCUCCGCCGUCCAUUCAUCUGACUCACCCAAGAACCCCAUCGUCUCUGAUAAAUCUGCUAAGCAGCCAGCGACUGCUCCACUCGCUGCUACCAAAUCCGCUACUGCUGCUUCACCCGCCGUUGCUCCUUCGCAAAAUGCGGUUCCCGGGAAAUGGACCGUCGACAGCUGGAAGUCAAAGAACGCGUUGCAGUUGCCGGAAUAUCCGGAUCAGACGGAGCUUGAUUCAGUGCUCCGGACUCUCGAAGAUUUCCCUCCUAUUGUCUUUGCUGGAGAGGCUAGGAGUCUCGAGGAAAAGCUCGGGGAAGCCGCCCUGGGAAACGCUUUUCUGUUGCAAGGAGGAGAUUGCGCGGAGAGCUUUAAGGAGUUUAAUGCUAACAACAUUCGUGAUACUUUCAGGAUCCUUCUUCAGAUGGGUGCCGUUUUGAUGUUCGGUGGUCAAAUGCCCGUUAUCAAGGUGGGAAGAAUGGCCGGGCAGUUUGCGAAGCCGAGGUCGCAGCCGUUCGAGGAAAAGAAUGGAGUGAAACUGCCGAGUUACAGAGGAGAUAAUAUAAAUGGGGAUGCUUUCGAGGCGAAGGCUAGGAUUCCUGAUCCCCAAAGAAUGAUUAGAGCUUACUGUCAAGCUGCAGCUACUUUGAAUCUUUUGAGAGCUUUUGCUACUGGAGGUUACGCUGCUAUGCAAAGGGUUACGCAGUGGAAUUUGGAUUUCACCGAACACAGCGAGCAGGGAGAUAGGUACCGCGAACUAGCUCAUCGCGUUGAUGAGGCCCUUGGAUUCAUGGCGGCAGCUGGACUGACAGUUGACCAUCCUAUCAUGACAACAACUGAGUUCUGGACAUCCCAUGAGUGCUUGCUCUUGCCAUACGAACAGUCCCUUACCAGGCUAGAUUCUACUUCAGGCCGUUACUAUGACUGUUCUGCCCAUUUCCUUUGGGUUGGGGAACGUACUAGACAAUUGGACGGUGCUCAUGUUGAGUUUCUGAAAGGAGUUGCUAAUCCUCUUGGGAUUAAGGUGAGCGAUAAGAUGGAUCCAAAUGAGCUAGUUAAGCUGAUUGAAAUUUUUAACCCUCAGAACAAACCUGGAAGGAUAACAAUUAUCACAAGAAUGGGUGCUGAGAACAUGAGAGUUAAGCUUCCCCAUUUAAUUAGAGCAGUCCGCCGGGCUGGGCAAAUUGUCACUUGGGUUAGUGAUCCUAUGCAUGGGAACACCAUAAAUUCUCCUGUCGGUCUCAAAACUCGUUCCUUCGAUUCCAUAAGGGCUGAAGUGAGAGCUUUCUUCGACGUGCAUGAGCAAGAAGGAAGUCAUCCUGGAGGAGUUCAUCUAGAGAUGACGGGCCAGAAUGUGACAGAAUGCAUUGGUGGAUCAAAAAAUGUUACAUUUGAUGACUUGGGUUCACGCUACCACACCCACUGUGACCCUCGGCUCAAUGCCUCACAAUCUCUUGAGCUUGCCUUCAUCAUAGCAGAGCGCCUUAGAAAGAGGAGGAUCAGCGCACAAAAAUCUCUGGCCUUGGGGCUGUAGAGUGGCCUCAAGAAUCCAGCCACCAGCCGACCAAUAUGUUUGUUCUUUUUUUUUUUUCUUCCUUUCUCUAAGUUGUUAUUGGCACUACAUUAAUACUUUUUCCUUUGGGAUUUUUAAGUUAUGUCCUUUAUUGUAUGUGCAUACUGGGAGAAAGUGACGGCUUUGAGGAAUAAAUAAUUAAGCUAUGAAUGAAUUCUGAAAUUGCUCGGAA